This is a messenger RNA of Toxoplasma gondii ME49, 4200 nucleotides long. RefSeq names its product PHD-finger domain-containing protein. The record is from RefSeq and is a predicted model, not a curated record. NCBI's taxonomy places the organism in Eukaryota, Apicomplexa, Conoidasida, Eucoccidiorida, Sarcocystidae. The transcript is spliced from 4 exons. Gene Ontology annotation, molecular function: metal ion binding; ubiquitin protein ligase activity. Gene Ontology annotation, biological process: protein ubiquitination. The coding region runs from base 613 to 3834 and encodes 1073 amino acids.
AAUUUUUCAGCUUCCUUUCCCCUCUCAAAAUAAAACAAGAAGUACAGGGUCCCUAAUGGGGUCUCUUCAUAUAUUUAUACCACUGUUUUGUGCAGCAACCGACACACCCGUAUCGACUAGUUGGGGAGUAGCUGCGUCAUGAAUGAAUGACCUGUGGCGAGAGCGCGAUUUUGCGCCGUCACAGGCUGCGGGUCGUCAGCUACCAGGUCAACUGUUUCCGCCCUCGAGGUGCUCGUCGGUUUCUCUUUAUCCGCUCUUUCUCCUGCUUCGCUCGUCCCCUUCUCAUUUACGGAAAUGGCUGCCGUAUCUUUCUCGCGAGAUCAUGGAAAAAGCCGAAGUCGCCACGCGGUGCAACUGGCUGCAGAAGGCAGGUCCCUCUUCAGUUCAAGAUAGCGUCGUUGUUCGAUUUUCCGAUUCGUCUUUGUACCUGCAUUUGACCACUGGACAUGCACGCUUGCUGCAUUUUCUUGUUUCAUCAUUCUGAUCUGAUAACUGGUAUAUCAACCCGUAUCUCGGUCUCUCGGCCGAUGUUAGUCGUGCGGUUCAGUUGUGGCGCGUCACGCUUUUGACUCAGUACAAGAGCUAAACCCCAGACUGCGAACUUUUCUCGAGAUGGCGGGUCCACGGCAGUCUCUUUCGAGCAGCAAGCCUGCGGCUAAGAAACGCAUGACGAAGAGCUAUGUGAUGACGGAAGUUUUUCCCGAGGUGGUGCAACUUUCUCGGCUGCAGCUCGACCAAGCGUGUGCCGUCUGUCUCGGGGAAUUCCAAGAGGACAAUUGCGCGGAAGAGGACGAGACUAGCCCCGGCACCACUGCUGCGAAACCUUCUACUCACGUGAUCGACAUUUCGGAGAGUCCUGCCGUAUCUGUCGAUCCUUCUCCCCCAGCAGCUUCCUCAUCCUCGCCACCGUAUGUUCGGAGACGACGUUUAUCUCGGAUGAAACCUUCUGCCCUUUCUUCGCGCGACUCACCGGCAUCUUCCAGGCAGUCGCUUCUCCCUCUCGGCUUGAUCUCCUGCUGCUCGCACGUGUUUCACCAUGUCUGCAUCGAAAAAUGGUGCACCAGGGAGAAUUCUUGUCCCCAGUGCAAAUGCAGGUUCUCCUGGUUGGCCUCCUACUCUCGUACGGGAGAGCGGGAGGCUGUCACGCGAGUUCGGAAACUGGAUCAAGUGGCUGCGUAUACCGAGCACGACACUAUGGCUGCCUCGCAUUUUUUGGGAACCCUGCACCGAGACUGGAUGUGCCCUGCAUGUGGCCAGACCGUACGCCAAGACGAUCGCGACUUCCUCGUGUGUGAGGAGCAGUCUUGCGGUGAGCGCUAUCACCGCGCGUGUUGCCUGUUGUCUCCGGAGCACGCGGACAUAAGCCUUCCCUGGAUCUGUGUCGACUGUCGGGAGUCCGGGCGCCCCUGCAUAGACUGUGAAGGCAGGCGAAUGCCCCGCCAGUACAUCACGGAGGACGGCUUUUUUCUGGCGCACAGACGGAGACAGCCACGCAGACAAGGAAGGCAGGGCGGUUCUGUGGCAAGCCGCCGAGACCGUCGAAGUCGCUCCGCCGCCAGGCGGUCCCGUGUCCUCAGGGACCAUGGUGACAGCGAGUUCUUAGACGACCUAGAGGCCACGAAUACGCUAGCGCGAGAAGAACCGCAGAGCUCGCAAGCGCGUCGUGAUGAGAAUCCCGCCGACAGCUCAGCGGCCGCAGCGCCCAAUUCUCCAUGCCAAGAACCGCAGUCAGAAACGAACAGCAGAGAUGCGUCUGUCGUGACGGCAGAGGAACUGAGAGGAGCUGGCCAGGAGCAAGACGUCAGCAGGUCUAAUCGGAAGACAUAUUGCGAAGGGGAACUAGUUCGAGGGAGCCAAAGGGCUCAAACUUCAGAUACUAACGUUACGUCGGUCCACUGGCUCGAAGACAUUCUUAACUGGGGCGAUGCUGUGGUAGGCGGUCAAAAACGGGGAUCGAGUUGUUCUUUUCCCUCGUCGUUUUCCUCAUCGUCUUCCUUUUCGUUGCCGCUUCCCUCCUCGUCCUCGUCGUCUUCAGCUUCGUCGCCGUUUUCUUCCUCGGCUUCCUCCGCCUCGUCUUCGUCUUCUUCCGUCUCCCCUCUUCCGUCUUCUUCGUCUUUCUCGCAUGACUCUGGUGGCACCGCAUCGUCGUCGUCAUCAGCUUCCGCUUCCUGUCCCUCGGCUGCCCAAGGCGAGUCUUUCGAGCCGCGGAGAUCUUUCAUGCUGGAGCAGCACUUGACGAGGCUUGCAGCACUGGCCUCGGAGUACUCCGUGUCUCAACUCUCCAGAGGUAAUUCACAAAAUACGGCGAGUAAACCAGCUGCCUCGACAGCAACUUCGCCAAACGAGGCGAAUGACGACGAAGCAGUAGGGAGCGAGUCUGUGUCUGACAAAAACGGUGAAACAGGGCCUGUGGAAGAGGGUUCUGGCCUGCCUCGCCGGCUUGAGCCCCGCAGGCGUAUUCCCAUCAACACGGAAAUGCUGUCUUCAGGAGCAUUUCGACCUAGACGUCAGCUAGAGUUCCCGGGACCGUCGUCCGUUCUGCUUGCGCGACGAAAGCAGUUCGAUUCGAAGACUGAACGGCGUCGUGGCGUGGCACGAAACAGUUUUUUCUCGACCACACGAGACACUUCGGCAGGCUCCAUUUCCUUUGAUCCACGACGCCCCUCAAAUUCUACCCAUGUCUCAGAAAGCAUCCAAUCAGGAGCCGUUAUUGAGAAAAUGGUGCAGCCAGAGUCACGGACUCCAGCGAACUCCGGUCAGGUGUCGGCAGCUAGACUCUGUUUCAUGGAUACGGUUUUUGGUCUCAGUGGCGGAGCAUGUGGCAUUUCUAGGUCACCUCCAUUAUCAGCGGCUCCCGGCGUUCACAUCGCUGGGCCUGGCGUUUGUCCCUCCUCUUCGAGUGCAUCUUGCAGUGGUUCUUCACCGAUCUCUUCUUCGACUGCGACCAGGUCGUUUGUUUCGAUUUACGUGAGGAACGCACAUGCAUCGCGGGUGCCGCCUCCAUGUGUCGGCAUCACGGAAGUGGGGUGCAAAAGCGCUGCAGCUGCCGUCAGAAGGGACGACGCAUUCGCGUCUGCUCGUCAAACAGGCCCGAACUACUUCGAAGGCGUUUUAAUUCGCAAACAGAAGCGGCACGCAGCGGACGUCGCCUGUUGGAAUUCAGGAAAGGGGCAAGCACUCGCUUCUGCUACAGAAGAAGACAAAGACAGUGAUUUCUCUCAUGCAAGUCGUCUCAGUGCCAACAGAGAGGAACAUUCUGUCCAGGACUCGCGUCCGAGGCGCCAUGUAGAUACCGACGCGUGUGUCUACAACAGUGUUGCUGCCGGCGUCGACUGUCCAGGAGUCAUACGCUGGGAGAGACUACCAGCGAAGUUGUCCAAGCCCGUAUUGCUUUCUGAGGGAGAGGCUGCACCGGCUGCUGCCACACGUGGGCGAGGUGAAAGACAGCGGAAGCGAGCCCGUGAAGAUAGAGAAGCGCUCGAGGACAGUGCAAGCGGCCACGAGCACUUUGGCGGCAUUCCUGCACAGCGUGGGCGGAAAACGAUUCGGCCGUCGUCCGAGCUAAUUAACAUCGUGAGACACAUUUUGAAGCCUCAGCUACAAGCUCUGAGCUGGUCAUGUUAUGAGGCUUUCCGACUGGAAUUCAAGGCAAGGUGUCGGAAGAUCUGUCACGAGCUCACCGAUAAGUUUGCGUCCAGUAUGCCAGCAGGCGGCACACAUGCAGCUCGCAACUACUGGAAAGAGCGCGAGCAUAUCAUUCGGGACGUUGUUUCCAAAACAUUCGCCCGUUGUGCUGUCGGGGACAGUAGGGCGUCAAGCCGAGAGGUGGUCUAGAACGUGCAAGAAUCGAUGUUGAUCUGGCGUAGUCACAAUAUUGCUGCAUCUGUUAGUCCGUCUUUUCUGUGCCUGGGGGGCUGACGUGAUUCUCUGUUACCAGUGACCAAAUUGGCAACUUCAUUUGAAUCAUCGUGCCCGCCAGUGGUUACCUUGUUGCCAGUGUUGUGUGGAAGAAUACUGUUAACACUGGUAUGUAUUGGUGUGUCAGGGAUCAGGUGGAUCGAAGUCUUUUUCGUUUUUUCCGUGUGAGAAAAGUUUCUGCCUGUUUUUUAGAAGAGGCGAAAAGAGCAUUCGAAGGAACAAAUUUCCAGAACGAAGGUCAUGAAUAUCAUAAUCUAACGAGCCGCUCUGCGCAACUUGGAU